This is a messenger RNA of Aphanomyces astaci, 586 nucleotides long. RefSeq lists its product as hypothetical. Bases 1 to 291 code for a protein of 96 amino acids. Gene Ontology annotation, molecular function: zinc ion binding; DNA binding; DNA-directed RNA polymerase activity. Gene Ontology annotation, biological process: DNA-templated transcription. NCBI's taxonomy places the organism in Eukaryota, Oomycota, Saprolegniomycetes, Saprolegniales, Verrucalvaceae. The transcript has a single exon. Gene Ontology annotation, cellular component: RNA polymerase II, core complex; RNA polymerase I complex; RNA polymerase III complex. The record is from RefSeq and is a predicted model, not a curated record.
AUGUCGUUGCAGGAUGUUUCGAUUUCCACCGAGACGGUUCGAAUUCUCCAUUUGCCACCACCCAACCACAUGGACGGAAGCAUGACACCAGCGCCGACGCCGGGCGGCACCGCCGGCGAGUACGGCUCUUCUGCAGCCAUGCUGAAGGACCCUGAAAUCAAAUACAUCUGCGGGGACUGCGGCAUUGUCAAUUACCUUGCCGCCCGUGACCCCAUUCGAUGCCGUGCGUGCGGGUACCGCAUCAUGUACAAGGCGCGCACCAAGCGGCUGAUCCAAUUUGAAGCCAGAUAAACACCAGCCACGAUCCUUACCUAACUCAAUCCACCUAUAUGCCAUGACUACAUGUGUUUCAAGUGAAAUCGAAGGAGCUAGCUCGCAUCCCUUAUCGACACUCAUACAACCCACACCCCAAGACAGACACGCGAAUGAAAAGCAUGCAAUGCAUAGAGCGUUGUUAUCCUCUUUUAAUUCAACUCUUGCAAUGUCGCGAGUGCCGUGGACGACGGGAACACGCGCGUGGCGCGCCAGUGGACGUCGUUGGCUUCCUUGUGCAGACCGCGUUCGCGGUAGAAUUGCACGUACUCAA